CUUGGUGAACUACGAGUUAUGAAGAUCGAAACAGUGAGACCAAACGCUUAUUUGGACGUCUCUAUCGAUGGGACUCCAACAGGCCGGAUUGUGGUGGAGCUCUAUGAUGACCUUGCGCCUAAGACAACGGAAAACUUCAGACUGCUCAUCGCGGCUGGAAGUUAUAAUGGCAAUGUUUUCCAUCGUGUAGUUAAGAAUUUCGUCAUUCAAGCCGGGGAUACCGUCCAUGGGAUGAUGAAGGAGGGUAAGGACUCUGAGUAUCCGCCUCCGGCGGCAGUGGGCACGGGGAAUGUCUCCUCAUUUGCCGAUGGUGCACCAUUUGAAGACGAAAACAUGACGGCCUUGGAUGGACCAUUCAUUUUAUGUAUGGCCAACACAGGUCCAAAUACCAAUGGGUCACAAUUCUUCAUUACUACGUACCCACAGCCUCACUUGACCGGGAAGCAUACGGUGUUUGGCCAUGUGGUUCAUGGUAAGUCUGUGGUGCGAGCUGUGGAAAGAGUAGACACAGAUGGUACUACCAACUUACCACGUCAACCAGUGAGGAUUGACGAGGCAGGUGAGUGGCAAUUAGGGAUGCCAGUGCCAGUGUUCAACGCCUCAUAUGACCAGAUUGGAGGUGAUGUUUAUGAAGAACAUCCUGAUGAUGAUACUCAUAUUGACCAUGAAUCAUCACUGAGUGUUCAUGAGGCUGCCACUAUCAUCAAGGGAAGUGGAACUCUUCUUUUCAAGGCCGGAAGGAAACAAGAGGCACUUCUCAAGUAUAUCAAAUGUCUCAGGUACGUGAUGGAGUUUUUCCCCGAUGAAGACCAAGAACCAGAUUGGUAUGCCAAAUACGUUGACCUCAAGGCCAAGUUAUACUUGAAUUUAGCACUUGUCAGUCUUCAAUUGGGUAAUCCAAAGAGAGCCGUUGAUUACUCUACUUUCCUUUUGGAAAUGGAUGAAAAACCCUUACCUGGUCCUGCCGACAGAGCCAAGGCACAUUUCCGGAAGGGUACCGGUCUUAUUGAACUUAAAAAGUAUAAGGAAGCCGUUGCUGAACUCCGUAAGGCAUCUGAAUUGGUAGAAGGCGAUAAGGCCAUUGAACGUGAACUUGAGAGAGCCACCGCCAAGUUUGAACAAAGUAAGAAGGAUGAGAAGGCGAGGUACGCCAACUUCUUCAAGUGAUAGACAUAAAUAUAAAGGGUAAGGGACCAUUAUGGGGGUCAGGCCUUUUGUUUAUAGACCUUUUAAUAAAUAGAUAAUUUCUUUGGA
[Candida] anglica is the source of this 1254-nucleotide messenger RNA. NCBI's taxonomy places the organism in Eukaryota, Fungi, Ascomycota, Pichiomycetes, Serinales, Debaryomycetaceae. The record is from the annotation of a GenBank genome assembly.